CCCCCCCCCCCCCCCCCCCCCCCCCCCGCGCAGAAACGUCGGAGCGGGCGGCGGCCCCGCGGGGUGCCUGACCAGGCUCGUCAUGUCGUCCUUCACCGGCGUGUCCAUCAUCGACGGCGAGCAGUGCUGUUGCGAGGCGUCGGCCGUGGUGGAUGCCGGCGGCGCGGACAGCGGGUACCACCUGCUCGUGGUCCGGGGAUACUCGCGUACCAAACAAGAGUUGUCCGCCGGCGAGAGCAUCACCUCCGAUGUUUUCACCAUAGGAGGCCAUUGCUGGUACAUCGAGUACUACCCCAACGGCGAAAACCCGGACUGCGGCGACUUCAUUUCUCUCUUUGUUACCAAUUACGACAACAGUCUCAAAGAGCCCCUGGAGACUAAGUUUUGUUUCAGCUUCGUUGACGAGGUUGAGAAGCAGACGCCAAUGUACAUUCGUGCGGCUGGUAAGACUUGCAGAUUCACCGACGGCCAUUGUUCCUGGGGCACCGACAAGUUUGUGAGAAGAGAUGCCCUUGAGCGAUCAUCGGACCUAAAGGGUGAUUGCUUCACCAUCCGGUGUGAUGUCAUGGUCAUUCGCAAGGACCCCAAAGCCGAGGAUGCCGGUGGCCAUGACACCAAGGUGCUCCUGUCUGACAUAGACCAGCAUUUUAACACUCUCCUUCAAACCAAGGUGGGUGCUGAUGUGACAUUCGAGGUCAGCGGCGAGACCUUCGCCGCACACCGGUGUGUGCUCGCUGCCCGAUCCAUGGUGUUCAUGGCACAACUAUUUGGCCCCAUGAAGGAGACGUCCCCCGUCAUACAGAUCAAAGACAUGGAAGCAAAAGUGUUCAAGGCACUGCUUAGCUUUAUCUACACAGACUCAUUCCCUGUGAUGGAGAAGGACAGCAUGGAGGAGGAUGCAAUGGUAGAAGUUAUGGAAGAUGGGCAAGAAAAGGAGGCAGCAGAGGAUGAAAUGUUGCUGCAAUGGCUUCAAGACUUGUUGGUAGCGGCUGACAGAUAUGAUGUCCAACGGCUCAAGUGCAUCUGUGAGAAGCAGUUGUCUGAGAACAUAGGUGUGAGCACGGUGAUGUCUGCUCUUGCUCUAGCCGAGCAGCACCACUGCAAGGGAUUAAAGGAGGCGUGCUUGAAGUUUAUCCAAGUCCAGUCCCCCUCGUGCUUGCAAACAGUAAUGGCAACGAAUGGCUGGGAUCAUGUAGUUUCGACCUAUCCCUCGGUUUUGAAGGAGCUCUUUCUCAAGUUUGCUUCGAACCAGCGAAAGUAACACCCUGCAUACGUGGCAGCAUCCUGCUGCAAAUUGCACCCUGGGGCACCUUUCGCAUGGCUAUUAAUCUCCAGACUAGUAGUGCUUGUGAAGAUGUCUCUGAGGUAAGCCAAGGGCGUUUUUGGGAGCUUGUACCUGGUCAUGCUGUUGGUUGCUUCUCCUCUUCUGAUCUGGGUGAAGAAUGGCGGCGGUGACCAGUCGGUGCUUGGAUUACGUGUAUGGAUUGUACCAAGGAGGAUCUGCGAAUACAUGGCCUGACCAUCCAUCCAAAUUGAAGAGUUGUAGAUGCAAGCAACAAGAUAUCUUUGCUUGUCUAGUGUAGAAGUUGUUCAUACGUGCUAGAAAGACCACGAAAUUGUUGGAGCUGCCUGUUACUCUCUCCAUUGACAUUACACUAGUGUCAAAAAACUUCUUACAUUAUGGAACGUUCACUGUUUUAUCUGAAUACUGAAUAUUAGUACCUUCAAAGAUAUUGUUCAUCAGGGUAUGAACAAUUACGGGAUAUACUAUGUAAUAUGGCUAAUGGUUUGCCAGGUCAUUUUUUUUUGACUGGUCAGUGACCGGUUCGUCCGCCCGGGUGUUUGAGGGGUGUUUAAUGCACCUGGCUGUAGAUGUUGUUAGAAAAUUUCUGUUUUGGUGAUAGAAAAGAUCAGGCAAGUUGUGUUUACCAUUCCAUAAACACUAUUUUUUUAAUGUAAUAUGGCUAAUUGUUUU
Molecule: messenger RNA, 1975 nt
Organism: Triticum aestivum (bread wheat)
Lineage: Eukaryota; Viridiplantae; Streptophyta; Magnoliopsida; Poales; Poaceae
Product: BTB/POZ and MATH domain-containing protein 2
Exons: 4
Coding region: 83-1261 (392 amino acids)
Biological process (GO): protein ubiquitination
Molecular function (GO): protein binding
Source: RefSeq, a predicted model, not a curated record